UCUACUGUCCAUUGAUUCCAUGGUUUUAGCUCCCAGUAGGCAAUCUGUCCAUUUUAAAAGUUUCUGGGGACCCUCUGAGUUUUGCCAGGUCUAUCUUUUAUUGUCAUUAAUUGACCAUAACUCUCUAAUCUCUCCUCUCUCUCUCUCGCUCUCUCAUUUCUAUAUUGACCACCAAUUCAUAUAUCAUCUUCAGUGUUUACUCCAAUACAAAGGGAAACCAAAGCAUGGCAAACAUUAGACUUUGCAACUUGCUUUUGCUUCUCUUCUUCUUCAUCCUUGCUGCAUAUGUUUCUCAAGGAUCCAGAACUCAUGAAGUACUACUACUUCCCAAUAAUCCAAGAACCUCUCUCUCUCAAGAAUCACAUACGCAGGUUGGGCAGAAUUCCAGGAAUUCAAGGAGAUUGAUGAUAGGAUCCACAGCUCCUACUUGCACUUACAAUGAAUGCAGAGGCUGCAAAUACAAGUGUAGGGCUGAGCAAGUUCCUGUUGAAGGAAAUGACCCAAUCAAUAGUCCAUACCACUACAAAUGUGUUUGUCAUAGGUGAUGGAUUGAUGGAUAUAUAUAUAUAUUUAUUUAUAUAUAAAAAUAUUUAUUAUAAUUAUUGUGGUUUUGGAGUCUAGAAAAAUUUGUUCUCUUUGUCUUGAGCAUCUGAGGGAAAUAUAUAUGAGAGUGUAGCAUUCAUUGGAAUGGAUGCUUGAAUUUUUGCAUAAAAUAAUUUCCCAUGUACUUCUCAUUCUUCUGUUCUUGCUGAUAUAUUGAUGAGUUGCCUAUUUUUUGAAUGAAAUUACCAUUCCAUAUAAAA
This is a messenger RNA of Manihot esculenta (cassava), 803 nucleotides long. Its product is annotated as EPIDERMAL PATTERNING FACTOR-like protein 9. The record is from RefSeq and is a predicted model, not a curated record. The transcript has 3 exons. Gene Ontology annotation, biological process: positive regulation of stomatal complex development. The coding region runs from base 225 to 545 and encodes 106 amino acids. Lineage: Eukaryota; Viridiplantae; Streptophyta; Magnoliopsida; Malpighiales; Euphorbiaceae.